GCCACGUGUGCCGGACGUGCAGACCAGACCGUGCCGGACGUGCAGACCAGACCGUGCCGGACGUGCAGACCAGACCGAGACACGCGACUGGCGCUGCAGACGUGUGCCUCGAUUACACCCAUGGACUAGUGCCUUAAUUUAAACAAGAAUUAUUUUACGCGAGACAGACAUUAACCUGAGGAAGGUAUUAAGAGACAGUGGAGUGAUAAUGUGUACGUCAAGCAACUCCAGCAUGGCAGACACCCACAAGACCAGACGAAGCAACAAGCCGUUGAUGGAACGGCGUAGAAGGGAGAGGAUCAACCACUGCCUCAACGAGCUGAAGAACCUCGUCCUUACCGCCCAGAGGAAAGACCCGACGCGGUACAGCAAACUGGAGAAGGCAGACAUUCUGGAGAUGACUGUGAGGCACGUGCAGGCUCUCCACCGUCAGGAUACCUCUACCUCCCGCCACCAGAGUACGGACUCCACCGCCAAGUAUCGUGCAGGCUUCACCCAGUGUGCCGCUGAGGUCAGCAGGUUCCUCGCCGGCCUCAAUGGUCUGCCUCCUGACCUCCAUGCCCGCGUCCUCUCACACCUUAGUUCCACCACCACACCAGAACCCGCCAACAUAAAGUCUGAAGCAGAGAUGGACGAAGUUCCAGUAUCAAAAGGUUCACCACAGCAGCAGGAGGCGCCCCAGGGGUCGUUGACGGGGGUGCCAUUAGUACAGGCGCGCCUCCCAUCGGGACAACUGGCGCUGGUAUUACCAUCCUGGACCGCCAUUUCUUCCGGAAACAGUUCCCCGACCAACGCCGCGUCCCCGGAAGCAGCAGGUGCACCCUCCUCCCCUGAGUCAGCCCGGGGCAGCCCACAGGCAGCACCUGACGCACCAGAAGACCUCGCUAGCCCUGAAACUUGCACCAGUAGUGAUCAUUUAGUUUCCUCUCAUUUGGAAUCUUCGUUUGGACACUCCAGCUCUCCCGAGGCCACGGUAGGUCACCAGCCCGCCCCCCAGGUUGUCCCACUUGACCUGGCUACUCCCCACCGCCGUACUGCACCACAGACAGUGUCCAGACAACGAUCCUUCACCGUGUCUGUAAGCUUGACACGCUCACCCCCAACACUUAAACCCAAGGCUGCUGUCCUGCCCAGGCCGGUCGUCACCCCAGCAGUUCAGCGACCAACACAGUGCGUCCUUCCGGCCCCGGCAGCGCCCAGUCAAUGUCACGGACUCCGAGAGGGUCGCCACGCCCCCUACCCCGUCCACCGCCACCACCAUCACCAGCACCCUCACUGGCGCCCCUGGUGAAGCUGGACUCAGUGGCCAGUUGUUAACAGAUUCUAUAUUUAUAUAUUGAGUAAAUUGUGUAAAUAUUGUGAGACGUGGAAAUGAAAAUGUUAUCUUCCAUACCUGUCAUGAGUGCCUUGUAAUCCUGUACCUGAACCUUGGGCAUUCGUGUAUGCCUGUCUUACAACACCGAGUACAGCAUUGUUUGUAUCUCUUCAUUCUCUGUCAUAAAUGGUAGUUUUUUCUUCAGAAUCUUUGGACAUCUUAAAGUACUACACUGUACUGUUCAUAAAAUUUCAUGUUCCUAAUUCCGAUGGUGCUGUGAUGUGUAUAGUGAAUACUUGUGUCUGAGAGAUUUAUAUCAGCCACUACUGAUGUAACGUGUGCUGACGCGGCUACUACAGGAGGCACACCCAGAGCAGUACCGUCCCCUGGCUUACAUUUUCAGUUUGCUUAUAUAUCACAACACUGAAGGACGCAACACUGCCUGGGGCUACUGGUGAGCCAUCUAGUAACAUGUUGACUGUGUGAGCAGAUGAUGCCUCCCACAGAAGGACUCAGUCUCCCUCCUGCUGCUGCUGACGGCGUUUCUCUCCUCCUCUCCUAAAUAUACUAAUCUCUUCACCAAUUUCAACCCCAGAAAAAGACAGUUAUGUAUUCCAUUAUGUUAUUGAGACUAGUACAAAUAUGAGUAUAAAUACAUGUGUAAGUAUAUUUCCUAAUAAAUAUAUUGUCAACUG
Messenger RNA from Homarus americanus (American lobster), 2010 nucleotides. RefSeq names its product transcription factor HES-4-like. The transcript has 3 exons. Gene Ontology annotation, molecular function: protein dimerization activity; RNA polymerase II cis-regulatory region sequence-specific DNA binding; DNA-binding transcription factor activity, RNA polymerase II-specific. Gene Ontology annotation, cellular component: nucleus. NCBI's taxonomy places the organism in Eukaryota, Metazoa, Arthropoda, Malacostraca, Decapoda, Nephropidae. The record is from RefSeq and is a predicted model, not a curated record. Bases 209 to 1291 code for a protein of 360 amino acids. Gene Ontology annotation, biological process: anterior/posterior pattern specification; regulation of neurogenesis; regulation of transcription by RNA polymerase II.